CUUUCACAGAACUUGUGCGGAGGACUCGCAAUAAUAAAGAUGGAAUUUUCAUCGAUGAACGAGCUAAGUCCCUUGUCAUUGAUGUAGAGGAAGUUGUUAAACUGAUGACAAGUGGUGAUGGAUCUCCCAAUUCUGUCAAUGAAACUGACUCUACUGCUGCUACUCCUACUCACAUUCUGCUCAACCAAGAGUAUCUCAAGCGCGGUCAAACAAGGAAAGGACGUAGUUAUGCAAUUGGCAGCGUUCAAUACCGGGAUUUUAAUCCAUCUGAGACAGUCUCUGCUUCUCUUCAACACAACCUUGACAUGGACAUGCGUAGCUCUUGUUUGGAAAAAAACUCUGAAACUGUCAACAUUAAUUAAUGUUGAAACGCUCAAGACUGACAUGACGACACUCAAAGAUGAUAUAGUGGCCUUGAAGAGUGAGUUUAAGGAUGAGAUGGCUGCAACAAGAGCUUCGCUACAAGCGAUUCUGCAGGCUCUCGGCGUUAAUUCUGCUACUCCCCAACAGGUAAAUCAUACUCAACCUUAUGUUCCUACGACAAUGUCUCCCAAUCCUACUGUUCUGAAUGCCACAAUGCCGAAUACUGCCUCAACUCCACCUAUGACUCAAGCUCAACAAACUGCCUUUGAAGAGUGGUGACCCAAGCUUUACAAGCACUUAGUUACGUAGUCUCCUACUCUUGGUUUCUUGU
Molecule: messenger RNA, 694 nt
Organism: Arabidopsis lyrata subsp. lyrata
Lineage: Eukaryota; Viridiplantae; Streptophyta; Magnoliopsida; Brassicales; Brassicaceae
Exons: 2
Coding region: 118-642 (174 amino acids)
Source: RefSeq, a predicted model, not a curated record